This is a messenger RNA of Cucurbita moschata (crookneck pumpkin), 1170 nucleotides long. Its product is annotated as phosducin-like protein 3. Gene Ontology annotation, biological process: protein folding. The coding region runs from base 203 to 964 and encodes 253 amino acids. NCBI's taxonomy places the organism in Eukaryota, Viridiplantae, Streptophyta, Magnoliopsida, Cucurbitales, Cucurbitaceae. The record is from RefSeq and is a predicted model, not a curated record. Gene Ontology annotation, cellular component: cytoplasm. The transcript has 5 exons.
GUCCACGAUUUGGCUCUUCUCUUUCUUUCGUUUACGGUGGCUGCAUCCAGCACGCACAGUCGCCCUUGACGAUCCCUCCCUCUUCUGUUCUGCAAUUCUCUUCUUUCUCGCCGCCGCCACCGCCGCCAGCCACGCCGCCUCUUCCUCAGUAAUCCAUUUCCUUCUCUCCGAAAAGCCUGUACCUUGUAGAACUCACUAAACAAUGGGUGAUUAUCACUUUGUGUACAAGGAUGUUGAAGGAGCCUCCACUCAGUGGGAUGAUAUUCAGAGAAAGUUGGGAAACCUACCUCCAAAGCCUGCUCCAUUCAAGCCACCAGGCUUCACGCCUGCCCAAGAUGAGGCAUCCGUCUCCAAAGACAAGUCUUGGAUUGAUCAGAAGACUGAAGAGGAGCUUGAAGACCUUGAGGAUGAUCUAGAUCUUGAUGAUGACAACUUUCUCCAAGAGUAUAGGAAAAAGAGGUUGGUCGAGAUUAGAGAAGCAGCUAAAAUCUCUAAAUUUGGAUCAGUAAAUCCAAUAUCAGGGUCAGAUUUUGUGCGUGAGGUUUCACAGGCUCCGUCUGAUGUUUGGGUUGUCGUUAUUCUCUACAAAGAAGGAAUUCAAGAAUGCGAUGUGUUGAUGAAUUGUUUGCAAGAACUGGCCACGAGAUAUCCAGCCACAAAAUUUGUUAAAAUAAUAUCCACAGAUUGCAUUCCCAACUACCCAGAUUGUAAUCUUCCUACUUUGUUAGUUUACAACAAUGGUGCAGUGAAAGCAAAUUAUGUGGGCCUUCGAAGUUUCGGCAGAAGAUGCACUCCAGAAGGUGUUGCAUUAGUUCUUUGUCAAGCAGAUCCAGUGCUGAAUGAUGGUCAGUCUGGAAACGAUGAAUCGAGAAAAUCCAUGCUCGAAGGCGUACGCAGAAAGAUAAUUGAGAAAGUGGUGAGAGAUCAUGAAGAUGGGAUUGACGAUGGGUCUUCGAGUGAUUAGUUUUUGAAUCGAUCGGGUUUUUCUUUUCUAACGCCCUCUGUUUUAGUUGCUGGAGAUUGAAAAGUACUGUUUGGUUACUGCUCAUUCUAUCGAAUGUUUUAUUAUAUAAUGUAUGCUUAUGUGAUGUGUGCUGCUAUGUGGAUGUUAGACUCAUCAGAUAUUCAAAUUGCAUCAAAUCUAAGCCUAAAAUGAAGCCAAUUGAAUUA